Corticium candelabrum is the source of this 1105-nucleotide messenger RNA. Its product is annotated as superkiller complex protein 8-like. Gene Ontology annotation, molecular function: protein binding. Gene Ontology annotation, cellular component: Cdc73/Paf1 complex. The record is from RefSeq and is a predicted model, not a curated record. The transcript has 11 exons. NCBI's taxonomy places the organism in Eukaryota, Metazoa, Porifera, Homoscleromorpha, Homosclerophorida, Plakinidae. The coding region runs from base 106 to 1026 and encodes 306 amino acids.
CGCACACACACACACACACACACACACACACACACACAAUCUGACCACAAGGUGGUCAGGACCGCGAGGUCUUAUUUCUCCAGUCGGUGUCCCGUAUGUAGUACCAUGGAUGGCACUGCCUUCAUACAACAGCAAGCUCACGAAGACGGCAUUUGGAGUGUGGCAUGGCAUCGGUCCGAUAAGGAUGGCACUGAGAACAUAGUCACCGGCUCAGUUGAUGAAAUUGUGAAAUGCUGGACUUGGGACUCAUCUGCCAAUGAGCUCUCCGAACGGUGGAAGUUUGAGGGUCAUCAGCUUGGUGUAGUAUCCGUCGACAUCAGUCAUACAGGCAGCAUCGCUGCUUCGAGUUCGUUGGACUCUUUCAUUCGCUUGUGGGAUCUCGAUUCCGGGAAGCACCUGAAGACGAUCGAAGGAGCAGCAGUUGAUGUGUGGACGCUGAGCUUCUCUCCGGAUGAUCGGUUUGUUGCAUCGGGCAGUCAUUCUGGCCAUGUGAAUAUAUUUGGUGUUGAGAGUGGAAAGAAAGAGGGAACGUUAGAGACGAGAGGGAAAUUUGUUAUGAGCUUAGCAUAUAGUCCAGAUGGAAAGCAGAUGGCUACUGGUGCUAUUGAUGGGAUUGUGCAUCUGUUGGACUUGACGACAGGGAAGCUCAUCAGGGCACUCAAAGGCCACGCUAUGCCUAUUCGUUCUCUCACAUUCUCUCCUGAUUCCAAACUACUGGUAACCGCAUCCGACGACGGACACAUCAAGAUAUAUGAUGUACAACAUGCCAACUUGGUGGGAACUCUGUCUGCUCAUGGCUCAUGGGUACUGUCUGUUGACUUUUCAUCCGAUAAUACACAUUUUGUAUCCAGUUCCAGUGACAAAACAGUGAAAGUAUGGGACGCAGGAACUCGUCAGUGCUUUAAAACUUGUUGUCAGCACACAGACCAGGUCUGGAGCGUCAAAUUCAGCGAUUGCGGAAACUAUUUUAUUUCUGUUUCUGAUGAUAAGUCUAUAGCUGUGAACCAGUGCGACAGUGUUCCGUAAAUUGAUGACGUUUGUGACGUAAUGUCUACGUAGCUGCCUAAAUUGUAGAAACUCACACAAAUCUACGGUUUGAACUGAA